This is a messenger RNA of Puntigrus tetrazona (Sumatra barb), 7521 nucleotides long. RefSeq names its product sorbin and SH3 domain containing 2b (gene sorbs2b). Lineage: Eukaryota; Metazoa; Chordata; Actinopteri; Cypriniformes; Cyprinidae. The coding region runs from base 485 to 5917 and encodes 1810 amino acids. The record is from RefSeq and is a predicted model, not a curated record. Gene Ontology annotation, molecular function: protein binding. The transcript is spliced from 30 exons. Gene Ontology annotation, cellular component: plasma membrane.
GCUCUCUGUUGGCUGUUACCAUGACUACCGAGAUCUUCUCCAAACCAAUGAGAGCCCUUCACUUCUGCCGACCCAAAACAAGUGCGUUGAGAAGGGGGUCGGCAUGUCUCAUCAUUGAUCCGCGUUUUCAAUCUCUCGAGUCAGGAAAGCGCGUCUGAACUGAGAAUAUUGCGUCCUGGCGGCCGUAGCGCUCGUCGAGAGGGACGAUAAUAAUCGACGAGGAGCCGCGCGAGGGAACCGGCGCGAGAAUGGAUUCGUGUUUUUGAUGCAAACGCACGUGCGAGCCCUCACUUGACGGGAUAAUAAUCUGUGAGGGAAUACAAACCGCGUUUGCUCACCCUUCUGGAUUGCGAAACGCAUGGGAGAAACCAGCUGCAGUCUGGGACUUUAACCCUGAAACGCAGCGGAUCCUCUGGGCUAAAGAGAGAAGUGUGGACGUGGAGCCUGCUGCCUGUCAGCUCGGACCCAGCACCUUUCAGUCCUAAUGCCUGGACUGUGUGACAUCAAGACACCGCAAGAAGCAGAGAUCUUCAACAUGAACACAGACAGUGGAGGACAUGUCCGCAAAAGUGCCACGCUUUCACUCACUCUAACCCCCAUGAAGAGAAUCCAGAGCUCACCAAACCUAUACACGUUCACAGACUCUGAAGCACAGUCUAAAGAUUCGGAUUUGUGGAGGCCGGGCAGCAGCACCAGUGAUGGUCUGAGAAACGGUGACGUGUGCUCUUCUUCUCUGGCAGCUAAAGGCUACAGAAGUGUCAGGCCCAACUUUCAGGAUAAAAAGUCUCCCACACCACCUUCAUCUAGAGAGCUGGAGAGACAGGUAGCUUCUCUCUCCAUCCGCAUUAACCCAAGGCCUCAGAUAUCAGGACGGCGCACACAGACACUGUUUUUGAGACCCCCUACCCCUCCUAAAAGGAUGGAUCCUCCGGCUAGCCGUCCUCCACUGCCAUCUGCAGCCCCUCCAGUGCCUGAGGUGCCAGUCCUUCUCAAACAAACCUAUCCCGGAACAGCACUGACCUCACAGUCACCACCUAACUGGCUCAGACUCUCCCUCGAUUUCAUCAGACCUGACCUUCAACCCGAGAGCCCUUCUCCAGGCCCUCCCUCUCCGUGCUCGGAGCCUCCGCCGGGGCAGAGCCGCUGCUCUUCACGCACUCAGAGCGAAGCGUCCACAGCGGUGCUGGAGGAGCUGAGGGUGUGCGCACUAGGCCCAGAGGGUGGCUCUCGUACCCCUUCUCCAACCCUAAGCCUGAUGAGUGCAGUCACAGUCAACUCCCCUCCAGCUAGCACCGCUCAUGGCCAGAUGACUGUGAACGGGGGACUGAGUGUUCCAGCAAGUCCUCGUAGUCACUUCCAAAGACCCUUCUCUCCCUCAACAUACCCCCCUCCUCCUUCACUGAGCCCUAGUAUUACAGCCAUGCAGCAGGCUAGAAGCACUGCCUCUGAGUCCAGCACUCCCAUCUACGCCAACGUGGAUCUUCCUGCACGAGCGCCACAGACUGACAGGAAAGAAACAUCAGGGAAAGCUCCGCUCUAUACUGGCAUCGGUCCUGUGGAUGAGUCCGGGAUUCCCGUUGCCAUACGGACAACUGUCGACAGGCCAAAAGAUUGGUACAAGACCAUGUUCAAACAGAUUCAUGUGGUGCCUAAACCAGAUAAUGAGUGGUCUGGGCCCCGUACUGCCACAGAUCCUGUUACAAGUACUGGCACAACUAUUUCCAGACAAGAUAAGCAUGCUGCACCUAAUGCUGUUCAGGCCCAUCCUGCACCUAAAACCAGCACCUAUCGGCCCAUCACCAAGAGUGUCUCUGAUAAUGGAAUAUACGGCUUCAGGGUGCCUGCCUCCGCUUCCCUUCCUUCUCCAAUGCCCUCAUCAGCAUCCACACAGCAGAGAGCCAGCGAAAGAGAGGCAACACAGCGAGGCAGGAGCACACCUGACAUGAAUGAGUGGGGGCCUCCUGACAGAAAGGUGGACACGCGGAAAUACAGAGCUGAGCCGAGGAGCAUCUUUGACUACGAGCCGGGGAAGUCGUCUAUUUUAGAGCAAGAGAGAGCAACAAGUAACUUAACGCCAGAGGACAUAGAUUUAGAGAAUGAGCCGUGGUAUAAGUUCUUUGCUGAACUGGAGUUUGGGCGGCCGCCUCCAAAAAAACGUCUCGAUUACAAUCCAGAGAGCUCUCCUCGAUUCCGAGCGGAGACCUCCCUUUAUCAGCCAUCCAUAGAGAGGAGCCUUGACAGGCUCUCAAGCUCUGCCAGUGAUAACAAGAGACGAAAAUCUGAACCUGCAGCCACUCAACCCAGGGCUCAGAGCAGUGUGGGCACAACACAAACGUCUGUCAGACCACUGGAGCUGCCCAGAGGCAGCAGCACCCAGAGGAAUCCCCUUUCCAGUCCCAGUUCCCCCGCCGCCACCAGGACUAAAGGUGGGGAUGUGAGCAAUAUGCACACAGCACAUUUAAAUUGUCAAAGUCCAAACCAUGCUACCUCAGAAUCAACAUAUGAAAUGAAAGGGCAAAAUGAGGACAGUUUAGCUGUCCCAGGUGUCUCAGAAGGCUUCUCCAGCCUCCCAGAAGGCUGGAAAACAGUUCAAGAGAACCCAGAAGACUGGAUUAUCUCAGAGGAGACCACGUCUAAGCUCAAAUCCUGGAGUUGUGAUGACCUUCUCUCUGAGGGCAGGGGAAAAGAAGUGCAGACCCGUUCUGAAAGUACCGGCUCCUUAUUGCACAACGGAGAACAAGACGCAGCACAAUGCAUUGGUGCCCAAGAGCCUGAGGAUCCUAGGGAGAGGACAAGGCACCGCUCAGCCCACGAUGCACCAGGCUUUCUCAAACUCUAUAAAAAAAUGCAUCACAUCAACCGACAAGAGCUGAUAAACUCUACGGUGAUAUGCUCCGUCAAAGCCAGGAUCCAUAAAUAUGAGAGCGAACAGCGGAAGGACAGACGCACUGGCAAUAAGGGCUGUAACGAAGAGGUGCCUCGGGACAUGGUGCACAAUAGGAUUUCUGAAUUCGAGAGUAUGAUCCAGAAAUCCAAAUCCAUGCCAAAUCUUGGGGACGAGUGCCUGAUCAGGAGUUCUUGUAGGAGGGCCAGCAGUCCCAAGCGUAGCCUUUCUAUUGAGUCAUUACUGGAUGAAGAACCACCAGCCAGAAAUCCUCCUGAAGGACGGCCUCAAUACCCCAAGAUAAACACCCAUGUGCCAAUCCACAUUCAAGUCACCAGUGACCAAUUACAAAACUCUACCAUGCAACACGACUACUCAGACAGCGAGCACGAUGCUGUAGUGUCUGACCUCAGCGACUUCAUCCAGAUUGAGGGAUCAUCUUUCUGUAGCGAGAGGGAGUUUGACGUGUGUUCAUUUGCCUCCUCCGAGAGCUUCUGCGGAUCCGGGCACCACCAUCAUUAUCACAGGCAGCUUGUGAGCUCCUGUAAAGGCCGCUGCCCAGCUUCCUACACGCGUUUCACCACUAUGAUCAAGCACGAGAGGGCCAAACAGGACCGGAGGCAACAUUUGCGAGUGGAAGAGUCUGAGUUCGGUCUCAGCAAACUCGCUUUCCUGGUCAGCCCAGUGCCUUUCCGCCGGAAGAACCUGUCACCUUUGAGUAGUUCCCGAGUGCCAAACUCUAAGAACUGUGUGUAUGAGGCUCUAGAUUCUGCGCUAAAAGACAUCUACGACCACAUUCGCGCCGAGAAGCACAGGGGUAACCUGCCAGACAACAGCAUCCUUCAUAGGUUGCUGGUGGAGUUGCUUCCUGACAUUCCUGAGAGGAAUUCGUCUCUACACGCUUUGGAGAGAAACAGCCCAAUAAUUCAGCAUCGCUCUUACCACUCACAGCCUGAUGGCAUGCCCAGCCAGGACAAUCACCAAUACGAGUACUCACGCCUGUCCCACAGUGCCUCUCAGAACCACAUAGACAGCAACAACAACCAGAGGGAACACAACUUUGAAUACUUCUAUCAAGAUCAGGACACACCCCGAGAAUACUCCUACCCUGAUGUGGGCCGCCACACACCACAGAGCAGGAGACAAACCCCAGAUGUCAAAGAGAAACUGCCAGCCAGAGCAAUAUAUGACUUCAAAGCACAGACAGCAAAAGAGCUGACGUUUAAGAAAGGAGAGACGGUGUACAUCACUCGGCAGGUAGAUAAUAACUGGUAUGAAGGAGAACACCGUGGACAUGUGGGCAUCUUCCCCAUCUCAUAUGUGGAGAAAAUCCCUUCUACAGAGAGACAUCAGCCAGCUAGACCUCCUCCACCAGCCCAAAGCAAAGAAAUUGGGGAAGCAAUUGCCCGAUACAACUUUAAUGCUGAUACUAAUGUGGAACUUUCAUUAAGAAAAGGGGAGCGUGUUGUUCUGUUGCGGCAGGUGGAUAAAAACUGGUUUGAGGGUAAAAUCCCAGGUACGAACAAACAAGGGAUUUUUCCUGUGUCGUAUGUGGAUGUUGUUAAGAAGACUUCAGUACAAAAUACCGGUCAACCUCCUGGGCCCAGUAUACCCACCAGCUACUCCAGUGACAGGCUAAACAGUAGGCCAUCAUCUGCUCGUACCCUCUACAACUCUCCAUCUCCAUCCGUCCGUCCACUCUCCUCUUCCUCUCCCAGUCCACAGAGAGCCGCACACCUUCAGGCCAUCACCAGCGAGUGGUUGGCUCUCACUCUGGGUCUGUCUCCUUCAGGGACCCCUGCCCCCACACCUCCUCCCUUCCCUUCCAAUUUCCAGCCAUACUAUGAAGUGUUGGAUUCUGCCAUCUCCCCUUCUCCCGCCUCCUCCAUGCUGGGCCGCUCUCCAGCACUCACUCCCCGCACCUCCACUCCUGCGCUCAAAGAGGGUCACUUCAUUCCCAUCACAUCUCCAAAGUCCUACAUGUCCCCCGAUCCCAGCCCGUCACCUCAACCUUACCUCACCUCCGCCUCCUUCACUCCUUCGCCCACCUCACCCAUAUUUGACUCCAGCCCCAGGUCUAGCAGUGUCAUAGAGAUCCUCUCCAACCAAAAAGCAGAUUUAGCAGAGAAAGAACUGCAGUUGUUCUCAGAUCGCAAAGACUCCUACAAACCAGUCAUGACAGACCCCCCUAAAUUGCGCAGCCCUAUUGACUUGGUUGUUUUAGAGGCAUAUGAAUCCCCGCUGGACAUUUUAGCACCUAAAGACCCAGAGGAUGAUCUGUGUGAGGAGUUAGUGUCAAUCAUUAAGGCCAGCCAAUCAAAAGGCACGUUCAAAGAAGAGGAGGGAUUUUAUCGCCAGGAACCAGAUAUAAUGGAAAAGCUACCCAGACUGUUUAUAGAAGAGGAGAUGAAUGAAGAUAACAGCUUCUUAAAUGAAUCCCUGACAUCAAAUACAUUUACUCCAGUUCAACCUGCCCAUAGUGAGGGGUCAGAUAUUGAGCAGGGUGAAGUUUCCCAGAAUGCCUCUCCACGUCUCUCUCCCCUGUCCUCACAGAUGUCAUUGCCUUUCACACUGUCUUCAUCAUCUAAAUACUCUCCCCCUUCCCCGCGCUCCACCCCGCCUCUGCCCGGGGUAUCCCAGUCGCCCCCUCCCUCUGCAAAACUCUUCUCUCGACAAGACCUCCGCUACACAAAGGUCAAGCCUGUGUUAAGGCGUGAUGUUGUGGUUGUUGGUAAGCCCCCUCGUAGCCCUGUGAUGUCUAGGAGGUCCUGCGGAUCGCCUGUUAGAGGUCAAAACUUUUCGCCAUCUCAUAGGUCCCAAAGACAAGCAUAUGUUCAUGAUCCGCUUCAAGGUGCAGGGGAACCAUUUCAAGCCCUGUAUAACUACAUGCCACGAAAUGAAGAUGAGCUGGAACUGAAGGAAGGAGAUGUAGUUGACGUCAUGGAGAAGUGUGAUGAUGGAUGGUUUGUGGGAACGUCCAGGAGAACCAAGUUUUUUGGAACCUUUCCUGGGAACUACGUGAAACGGCUGUAAAUGGACUUCUCCUGUCUACAUCUAUUGUAGAGAUACGGACAGCGUCAUUUACAGCUACCUGCUGGAACUAGCAUGUUCCAGUCACCAACCUGCUUGGACUGAUGAAAAGUGAUGAAACUGAUGAAAAGCAAAUGGCCUUCGAGGGGUGAUCGCACCAUGUAUGUCAUUUGGUUCAAAUACGCUGAUAAUUAAAUCCUGAAAGCAUUACAUUAAUUAGGAACUGAAGUAAAAGCUUUAAAAAAUUUGGUUGCCUACAUUUUUUCUCAUAGUUGAAAAUAAUCAGUUCGCUUGCCUUCUAGUUAAGCUGAUGAAUUUCAACAUAAUGAGUAACCAAGUGCCCUAUUUAUUUGUAAGUUAUUAAGAGGCACGUUUUCUUUCGUUGGAAGGAUGAAACACAGUAGGUGAGGAAUGGCGGUGCCCUUGUACACUGGACCUGAUGUCUGAUCUGAUCUAGACUGUAUAGACUGAACAGUAUUGCGGUGUCAUGUUUGUGUCAGGCAGUGGAAAAUACAGAUGACCAUUCCUGCCAACAUGUAUCUUUUCAGUAUGUUAUUAACCUUCUGGUUCAGGAGAAUGACCUUCGGUUUUCUAGGGCUCUACGUUCUUCCUCCAGACAUUCCUUUUGAAGGAUUUUACAGUUAAGAGAAAAAUAUUUUUGAUAUUUUUCCAUCUAAAGAGAUAACGUUUUUGAGAAUGCAAUAUCCCUAACACAAAGCAUUUUGGCAAAACGGGCAUGUUAACCAUAGCGAACGGACUCAAUAUUAACGUCUCUACUGCCUAUAAUUAUUAAUAAGUUGGGUAACCUUGCACAUCACUUUUGGUUUACACACUGUAAUCUAUUUAUGGCCAAUAAGAGGAGCACAUGAUGUCACAGUAACUAAACUGCAAUUGGCAGCCGUGUAUUUUGUAUAUGUCGCCUUCCGAUUGGUUCAAUUUGAGUGAGGAAAUGUACGUAAAAAAAUAUAUUUUUGUUUAUUUGAUCAUUCAGCAAAUGUUUUUCAUUAUGAUAUACUUAAUAUAUUGUGAAAAUGUUCACUUUCUAUGUCUAUGAACUGUUCAGCGCGGUGAUUACACUCUCGUAUUCAAAUGUUCAAUUUCAAAUAUGCAGCGUUUCAAUCUUCCAGCGAGACUGUAUGACUAACAGUUUUAUUCCAGUCAGUAAAGCAAGAAAUGUAAAUGUGUCAGUCAGUAGAAACAUGAACCAAUAAUAUAUGUAAUUUAGGCAAUAUUAUACCUCAUGGAAUUAUGCAGUCUCUGUGUCUGUCAAUGUGCUUAAUGUACCAAGUAAAAACCUGCGCAUGUUGUUUCAUAAAGAAUUGCUCAUCAGUGCACACGUCUUAUUGUACCGGUAUGAGAAUUCAUCUGGCUCUGUGAACCGUCAAGGCAACCGAAGAUCUUCACUGUGGUUCAGUUAAAGACUUGGCAGACCGUCUUCCGUAGUGAAGUACUGUGCCGUUCCUGGUGCCUAAUUUUACCACAUGUAAUGUAUGUGAUGACGUGGCUAUUUGUAAUAUUUAAUAACGCACGAUUCAGGAACAAAUGUUUAUUAAGUACACGACACUGUGAUAUGUUCAGUAAAUUAAACCUAUCUGCCACUGACUGAA